Astyanax mexicanus (Mexican tetra) is the source of this 2499-nucleotide messenger RNA. RefSeq names its product zinc finger protein OZF-like. The coding region runs from base 746 to 2044 and encodes 432 amino acids. The transcript is spliced from 3 exons. NCBI's taxonomy places the organism in Eukaryota, Metazoa, Chordata, Actinopteri, Characiformes, Acestrorhamphidae. The record is from RefSeq and is a predicted model, not a curated record. Gene Ontology annotation, cellular component: nucleus. Gene Ontology annotation, biological process: regulation of transcription by RNA polymerase II. Gene Ontology annotation, molecular function: DNA-binding transcription activator activity, RNA polymerase II-specific; RNA polymerase II cis-regulatory region sequence-specific DNA binding.
AAAAUAACAAUUAAAUUAUUAUUAAAAUGUUGCACAUAUUGUACAGCAGAACAACUCAUUUUAAUAAAGGUACACAUUUUUUAACAUGACUGCACAAUAAUUCCCAAUGGUGCAUGUCUUUUCUGUGUCUUGAAAAAAAAAAACACUAAAAAGAUGAUUUAGUUAACAUUUUUGGUCUCAAUUUCACAAGCUAACUUUAAUAUGUAGAAUGUAGUAUGUUUAAUUGUUUUGUACGUUGCAUUUAAGUACAACCGAUAAAGAAGAUACAGAUAAAAGAUUGCAUUUAAGCCGUGAUGAGAGAGGUCUCCCGGUCUCCCCCGCACCCUAUUUGAGAGUCUCUGGUUUUCUCUUCAGCAGUGUAUGAUAGGUGGCAGUAUGGAACUAGUUUUGGAUCUGAAAACCCGCAGAAGCAGAAACUGGAGCUCCACGAGCUUUCAGCUAGUAAUUCUGUAGAUCUGAACAGUUCCAGUCUUCACUGUGGAUCAGCGGAGUCCGUUCUGAGAAAGAAAUGAUCAUCAGUUAGAUGCUCUUUACUCCUCUUUCUGCAUCGCUGCAUUUCCUCCGGAUUCUAGGAUCUUGUUAUUAUGGUGCAGUUAGAGAAAUGAAUGCUGUCCUGUUUCAGGUCUCCUGCUCCUGGUGACAACUUCCCAAUCUGUUUGAAAUUUAUCUUCAGAAAUACAGUACCAGAACAGUUCACAAACAGGAUAAACUACUUAAACAGUGGAAGAACAUAAAAUUCAGAAAAAUGUCCAUUAAUGGGCCAACAUCAUCUCCUACCCCACCCAAACAAAUGCAGAAACGUACAGGCAAGAAGAAAACUCACCACUGUUCAGACUGUGGAAAAAGUUUUAGUCAACAGAGUCAUCUCCAACUACACCAACGCAUUCACACUGGAGAGAAACAGUAUUACUGCUCAGAUUGUGGGAAAAGUUUUACUCAACAGAGUCAUCUCCAAUGCCACCAGCGUAUUCACACUGGGGAGAAACCGUAUAACUGCUCAGACUGUGGAAAGAGUUUUAGUCGUCAGAGUAAUCUCCAACUUCACCAGCGCAUUCACACUGGAGAGAAACCGUAUCACUGCUCAGACUGUGGAAAGAGUUUUAGUCGUCAGAGUCAUCUCCAACUACACCAGCGCAUUCACACUGGGGAGAAACCUUAUCACUGCUUAGACUGUGGGAAGAGUUUUAGUCGUCAGGGUCAUCUCCAAGAACACCAGCGCAUUCACACUGGAGAGAAACAGUAUUACUGCUCAGAUUGUGGGAAAACUUUUACUCAACAGAAUCAUCUCCAAUGCCACCAGCGCAUUCACACUGGGGUGAAACCGUAUUACUGCUCAGACUGUGGGAAAACUUUUACUCGUCAAAGUACUCUCAAAAACCACCAGCGCAUUCACACUGGAGAGAAACCGUAUCACUGCUCAGACUGUGGAAGGAGUUUUACUGAUCAGAGUACUCUAAAAAAACACCAGCGCAUUCACACUGGGGAGAAACCAUAUUACUGCUCAGACUGUGGGAGGAGUUUUACUCGUCAGAGUAUCCUCAAAAAACACCAGCGCAUUCACACCAGAGAGAAACCAUAUCACUGCUCAGACUGUGGAAAGAGUUUUAGUCAACAGAUUAGUCUCAAAAAACACCGGUGCAUUCACACUGGAGAGAAACCGUACCACUGCUCAGACUGUGGGAAGAGUUUUACUUGUCAGAGUAUCCUCAAAAAACACCAGCACAUUCACACUGGAGAGAAACCGUAUCACUGCUCCGACUGUGGGAAGAGUUUUAGUCAGCAGAGUCAUCUCCAACGCCACCAGCGCAUUCACACUGGAGAGAAACCUUAUCACUGCUCAGAUUGUGGGAGGAGUUUUGGUUGUCAGAGUCAUCUCCAACAACACCAGCGCAUUCACGCUAGAGAGAAACCAUUUUACUGCUCAGACUGUGGGAGGAGUUUUACUGUUCAGAGUCAUCUCAAAAAACACCAGCGCAUUCACACUGGAGAGAAACCAAAUUUUUCUCAGACUGUGAGAAGAGCUUCAGGUAUUCUUGUAACCUGAAGAAACACAUAUGCUCUAAGAUCAGUAAUGGAACAGGGUUAGGUUUCCAAAAAGCUAACUUGGUUAACUAGUACUUAAGAUUGAUCAUUAAUUAAAGAGUGUCUCCUUAACCUAUAAACAGAACAUUAUUAUUUAUCCCCAAACUUUUGCAGCAAUGCUGGCAGCACACAUGUGACUUGUUCUCAAAAACUGCAGUAUGACCUUGGCCAAUGUGCUAUAGCUCAGAUUCAGGGUGUUAUCAGUCUUCUUAUAGACUAGUCCAUCUAAACAAUUCUAUUUCUCCGAUCCUUAGCGAGAUGUGCCAUUUUGAAUAUACAUGCCAUGUUGGUACCCAGAACACUAAUGAUUAACAGAUUAACACAAUUUGGACAUGUUCACUUUGUAAAUGUAAGUUUAAUUUUUAUAAUGUUGUUCCAUUAAAAGAUAAAAUAAAUCUACCUACAAAGCUGUAACAA